Diospyros lotus (date-plum) is the source of this 1591-nucleotide messenger RNA. RefSeq names its product pyruvate dehydrogenase (acetyl-transferring) kinase, mitochondrial-like. The transcript has 6 exons. The record is from RefSeq and is a predicted model, not a curated record. Gene Ontology annotation, molecular function: pyruvate dehydrogenase (acetyl-transferring) kinase activity. Gene Ontology annotation, cellular component: mitochondrion. Gene Ontology annotation, biological process: protein phosphorylation; regulation of glucose metabolic process. Bases 281 to 1384 code for a protein of 367 amino acids. Lineage: Eukaryota; Viridiplantae; Streptophyta; Magnoliopsida; Ericales; Ebenaceae.
GCCCUAAUUCACAAAUUCCCCCAAUCAUACGCACUCUCCUCUCUCUCUCUCUCUCUCUCUCUCUCUCUUAUGGGCUCUACACGACACAUAAAUUAAUACAGAUAGACACACACACUGCCAUUAAUUUCUCCGUCUGUGUCUCGAGAUGCAUGUCUGUUUGGGUUUGGGCGGCUUCGUGUAGUCCGCUUGGGUUGGAUGCUCUCUUCUGCUGCUCCUGCUCCUGCUGUUGCUGCGUCUUCUUCUUCUUCUUGGGAAUUGGGAAUUCCAGCAGCGGCUGGCCAUGGCGGCGAAGAAGCUCUACGAGUCGUUCUCGAAAAGCCUGAUCGACGAGGUGCAGCGAUGGGGGGCCAUGAAGCAGACCGGCGUCAGCCUCCGUUACAUGAUGAAGUUCGGCUCCAGACCCACCCCCCGCAAUUUGUUGAUUUCCGCCCAAUUUCUUCACAAAGAGCUCCCAAUUCGGAUUGCUCGCCGAGCCAUUGAGCUCGAGUCUCUCCCUUACGGCUUAUCCCUUAAGCCCGCUGUUUUGCUGGUGCGAGAUUGGUAUCUCGAUUCUUUCCGUGAUCUUAGAUCCUUCCCCGAGAUUAAGGACGCAAAUGACGAGUUGGAGUUCACCAAAAUGAUUAAGAUGAUUAAAGUGAGGCAUAACAAUGUUGUUCCCACAAUGGCCUUGGGAGUUCAACAGUUGAAGAAAGGCCUGGAUCCGAAGAUUGACUAUGAAGAUCUGGAUGAGAUUCAUCAGUUCCUGGAUCGAUUCUACAUGUCAAGAAUUGGGAUUCGCAUGCUUAUUGGGCAGCAUGUGGCAUUGCAUGAUCCCAAUCCUCCCCCUAAUUGUGUGGGCUAUAUACAUACGAAAAUGUCCCCUUUAGAAGUGGCACAAACCGCCUGUGAGGAUGCUCGUGCCAUUUGUUUGCGUGAAUAUGGCAGUGCACCUGAUGUUAAUUUCUAUCGGGAUCCAAAUUUUACGUUCCCGUAUGUUCCAAAUCAUUUACACCUGAUGGUUUUUGAGUUGGUUAAGAACUCCUUACGAGCUGUCCAGGAGCGACAUAUGGACUCGUACAAAGUUGCUCCUCCUGUUCGUAUAGUUGUAGCUGAUGGAAUAGAGGAUGUUACCAUUAAGGUCUCAGAUGAAGGAGGGGGAAUACCAAGAAGUGGUCUUCCAAAAAUUUUUACCUACCUUUACAGUACUGCCAAAAAUCCCCUGGAUGAGCACUCUGAUCUUGGAACAGCUAAUGUCGCAACAAUGGCUGGUUAUGGGUAUGGGCUUCCAAUAAGCCGGUUAUAUGCCAGAUACUUUGGAGGAGAUCUGCAAAUCAUCUCAAUGGAAGGAUACGACGCGUAUCUUCAUCUAUCCCGCUUGGGAGAUUCGCAAGAACCGUUGCCUUGAAUUGAGCAAAGGCUGAGACGUCUAUGAAGUGGAACAUGAAUUGAAGUAUGUUACAUAAUCAACCUAUAAAUAUGGUUACUUGAAACAUAAUUUGGGUCGAUUUCAUCCAUUGUUAUGUUAAUGGAACAACUCGUCUUUGGCUUCACAAAUUGUAUCAAGUUAGCUGUUUUCUUUUCUUCUUCAGCUCCUCUAAAAUUUCUUCUUUCA